Messenger RNA from Morone saxatilis (striped sea-bass), 922 nucleotides. Its product is annotated as immunoglobulin superfamily member 8-like. Bases 38 to 922 code for a protein of 294 amino acids. The record is from RefSeq and is a predicted model, not a curated record. Lineage: Eukaryota; Metazoa; Chordata; Actinopteri; Moronidae. The transcript has 5 exons.
AUUAGUGAAGAAGAGCAGCACUGACAGAGAGAGCAGGAUGUCUGAUUUAAGAUGGAUUAAAAUGUCCUUAUUUCUGAUACUGCUGCUUCAUAGGACAGGUGGGUGCAUGGCACGGGUGGUGACAGUGUCUCCUGGUCCAUUAAUUCGGGUGGAGGGUCAACCAGUCUCCAUCAGAUGUGAAGUUAAGGAGUAUGGUGGUCCUCAUGAGCAGGAUUUUGAAUGGAUGAUAUCCAGCGAUGCGAACAGGAAUGGGAUAAAAAUAAUCUCCACCUUUGACAACAGUUUCACCAAUAGCUUGUUCAAGAAUAGAGUUGAGUCAGGUAACAUCUCGGUGGUGCGGCUCCAGGACAACAUGGUGGAGCUGAAGAUAGCGGAGGUGAAGGUGCUGGAUUCUGGUUUCUACUGGUGUCAAACGCCAAGCACUGACUCCGUCAUCAGUGGCAAUUAUGAGGAUCAGGUCCAACUCAUUGUUAAGCCCAACACCCUCAGGGUCUCCCCCAAGACCCUGCCCUCAUUUGUCCUGGAAGGAAGUGACAUCACACUGUCCUGCAAGGUCACGCAAGAACUCACCCAUCACACCUACCUGUCCAUCACCUGGUUGGUGAAGAAGGGAGCAACACCAGAGGAAAUUCUGACAUUUGGCCCACAGUUAGACGUGGUUGUGGGGCAGAAGUUUGCCUGGCGCUUCGCCAGCGGAGGCAUCCGAUUGGUUCCUGGGAGGUAUGGAUUGUAUGAAUUAGUGAUUUCCAGAGUGAAUUCAUCUGAUGAAGGGGUUUAUGCAUGCAACGGAGCUGAAUGGACGCAUGAAACCGGAGGGGAAUGGAUAAAAAUUGUGGAGAGCACACUAGAGAUGGGAAAUGUUUCUGUCAAUGCUACAGGUGUAGAUGCAACAAGAUCAACAACACAAGAAGGUAAGAAAUAA